Mucor velutinosus is the source of this 603-nucleotide messenger RNA. RefSeq lists its product as uncharacterized. The record is from RefSeq and is a predicted model, not a curated record. Bases 1 to 603 code for a protein of 200 amino acids. The transcript is spliced from 3 exons. NCBI's taxonomy places the organism in Eukaryota, Fungi, Mucoromycota, Mucoromycetes, Mucorales, Mucoraceae. Gene Ontology annotation, molecular function: oxidoreductase activity.
AUGACCAACGAUAUUCGUUACGACGGAAGAGUAGCUAUUGUUACUGGUGCUGGUGGAGGUCUUGGUAAGGCCUAUGCCCUUUUCUUUGCCAACCGUGGUGCCAGCGUUGUUGUGAACGAUCUUGGUGUCUCUGCCACUGGUGAUGGUUCCAGCUCCAAGGCUGCUGACAUUGUUGUUGACGAAAUCCAAAAGUUGGGUGGUAAAGCAGUAGCCAACUACAACUCUGUUGAGGAUGGUGACAAGAUUGUCGAUACAGCCAUGAAGGCAUUUGGACGCGUGGACAUCAUUAUCAACAAUGCCGGUAUCCUUCGUGAUAAAUCAUUUGCUAGAAUUACAGACUCUGAUUGGGAUCUCAUCAUGGCUGUCCAUGUCAAGGGCUCUUAUGCUGUUACCAAGGCUGCUUGGCCCAUCAUGAAAAAGCAAAAGUACGGUCGUAUCAUCAUGACUGCAUCUGCUGCUGGUUUGUAUGGUAACUUUGGCCAAGCCAACUACAGUGCUGCUAAGCUCGCUCUUGCCAGUUUCAGUAACUCUUUGGCCAAGGAGGGAGCCAAGGAUAACAUUCACUGUAACACAAUUGCCCCCAUGGCUGCUUCUAGAAUGUAA